This is a messenger RNA of Ailuropoda melanoleuca (giant panda), 18441 nucleotides long. It is a transcript of the gene NTRK3, whose product is annotated as neurotrophic receptor tyrosine kinase 3. Gene Ontology annotation, biological process: positive regulation of phosphatidylinositol 3-kinase/protein kinase B signal transduction; protein phosphorylation; cell surface receptor protein tyrosine kinase signaling pathway. The coding region runs from base 34 to 2583 and encodes 849 amino acids. Gene Ontology annotation, molecular function: transmembrane receptor protein tyrosine kinase activity; neurotrophin receptor activity; ATP binding. Gene Ontology annotation, cellular component: axon; plasma membrane; signaling receptor complex. NCBI's taxonomy places the organism in Eukaryota, Metazoa, Chordata, Mammalia, Carnivora, Ursidae. The transcript is spliced from 19 exons. The record is from RefSeq and is a predicted model, not a curated record.
UGUUCGCAGCCAGUGGUGAAGCCGCGAUCGGAGAUGGAUGUCUCUCUUUGCCCAGCCAAGUGUAGUUUCUGGCGGAUUUUCUUGCUGGGAAGCGUCUGGCUGGACUAUGUGGGCUCCGUGCUGGCUUGCCCUGCAAAUUGUGUCUGCAGCAAGACUGAGAUCAAUUGCCGGCGGCCGGACGAUGGGAACCUCUUCCCCCUCCUGGAAGGGCAGGAUUCAGGGAACAGCAAUGGGAACGCCAGCAUCAACAUCACGGACAUCUCAAGGAAUAUCACUUCCAUACACAUAGAGAACUGGCGAGGUCUCCAUACGCUGAACGCCGUGGACAUGGAGCUCUACACUGGCCUGCAAAAGCUGACCAUCAAGAACUCAGGACUUCGGAGCAUCCAGCCCAGAGCCUUUGCCAAGAACCCCCACUUGCGCUAUAUAAACCUGUCGAGUAACCGGCUCACCACACUUUCAUGGCAGCUCUUCCAGACGCUGAGUCUUCGGGAAUUGAGGUUGGAGCAGAACUUCUUCAACUGCAGCUGCGACAUCCGCUGGAUGCAGCUGUGGCAGGAGCAGGGGGAGGCCAAGCUCAACAGCCAGCAUCUCUCCUGCAUCAGUGCCGAUGGCUCCCAACUGCCCCUGUUCCGCAUGAACAUCAGCCAGUGUGACCUUCCUGAGAUCAGUGUGAGCCACGUGAACCUGACCGUACGAGAGGGUGACAACGCUGUCAUCACGUGCAAUGGCUCUGGAUCACCUCUGCCCGAUGUAGACUGGAUAGUCACUGGACUGCAGUCCAUCAACACCCACCAGACAAAUCUGAACUGGACCAACGUGCAUGCCAUCAACCUGACUCUGGUCAAUGUGACAAGCGAGGACAACGGCUUCACCCUGACGUGCAUUGCGGAGAACGUGGUGGGCAUGAGCAAUGCCAGCGUGGCCCUCACCGUGCACUACCCUCCGCGCGUGGUGAGUCUGGAGGAGCCGGAGCUGCGGCUGGAGCACUGCAUCGAGUUCGUGGUGCGUGGCAACCCACCACCCACGCUGCACUGGCUGCACAACGGGCAGCCGCUGCGGGAGUCCAAGAUCACCCACGUGGAGUACUACCAGGAGGGCGAGGUCUCCGAGGGCUGCCUGCUCUUCAACAAGCCCACCCACUACAACAACGGCAACUAUACCCUCAUUGCCAAAAACCCGCUGGGCACGGCCAACCAGACCAUCAACGGCCACUUCCUCAAGGAGCCCUUCCCAGAGAGCACGGAUAACUUUGUCUCUAUUUACGACGUGAGCCCCACACCCAUCACCGUGACCCACAAACCAGAGGAAGACACUUUUGGGGUGUCCAUCGCGGUGGGACUUGCUGCUUUUGCCUGCGUCCUGUUGGUGGUUCUCUUUAUCAUGAUCAACAAAUAUGGUCGACGGUCCAAAUUUGGAAUGAAGGGGCCCGUGGCUGUCAUCAGUGGCGAGGAAGACUCAGCCAGCCCACUGCACCACAUCAACCAUGGCAUCACCACGCCCUCAUCAUUGGACGCCGGGCCAGACACGGUGGUCAUCGGCAUGACCCGCAUCCCGGUCAUUGAGAACCCCCAAUACUUCCGUCAGGGACACAACUGCCACAAGCCAGACACAUAUGUGCAGCACAUCAAGAGGAGGGACAUCGUGUUGAAGCGGGAACUGGGCGAGGGAGCCUUUGGGAAGGUCUUCCUGGCCGAGUGCUACAACCUCAGCCCGACCAAGGACAAGAUGCUCGUGGCCGUGAAGGCCCUGAAGGAUCCCACCCUGGCUGCCCGGAAGGAUUUCCAGAGGGAGGCUGAGCUCCUCACCAACCUGCGGCAUGAGCACAUUGUCAAGUUCUACGGGGUGUGUGGUGAUGGGGACCCGCUCAUCAUGGUCUUUGAGUACAUGAAGCAUGGAGACCUGAACAAGUUCCUUAGGGCCCAUGGGCCAGAUGCUAUGAUCCUUGUGGAUGGGCAACCACGCCAGGCGAAAGGCGAGCUGGGGCUCUCCCAAAUGCUCCACAUUGCCAGUCAGAUCGCCUCAGGCAUGGUGUACCUGGCCUCCCAGCACUUCGUACACCGGGACCUGGCCACCAGGAACUGCCUGGUUGGAGCCAAUCUGCUGGUGAAGAUCGGGGACUUCGGCAUGUCCAGAGAUGUCUACAGCACCGAUUACUACAGGGAAGGGCCAUGCCAGAAGGGCCCAAUCAGCGUGUCAUGGCAGCGGCAGAGGCUAGCAGCGCCGGCAGCUUCCACAGUGGGAGGACACACCAUGCUCCCCAUCCGUUGGAUGCCCCCUGAAAGCAUCAUGUACCGGAAGUUCACCACGGAGAGCGACGUGUGGAGCUUUGGGGUGAUCCUUUGGGAGAUCUUCACCUAUGGAAAGCAGCCAUGGUUCCAGCUCUCAAACACAGAGGUCAUCGAGUGCAUCACCCAAGGUCGUGUGCUGGAGCGGCCCCGGGUCUGCCCCAAAGAGGUGUACGAUGUCAUGCUGGGGUGCUGGCAGAGGGAGCCCCAGCAGCGGCUGAACAUCAAGGAGAUCUACAAAGUCCUCCACGCUUUGGGGAAAGCCGCGCCCAUCUACCUGGACAUCCUCGGCUAGCGGCGGCUCGUGGUCACGGACGCGCACUCUGUGGCCUCCCUCUCCUGGCCUCACAUCGCCCCUCGUCCACCUCACACUCCUUUCUUCCAUCCUGACCGAAGUGAACAUCUUCAUAUAAACUCAAGUGCCUGCUACACAUACAACACUGAAAAAACAAAGUGAAAGAAAAAACCCUGUAAGGCAGUUUGGCGAAUAUAUAUAUAUAUAUAUAUAUUUAUAUAUCUAACUAUCUAUCUAUCUAUAUCCACAGAGAGAUACCUUCUCUAAUACAGAGAGAAACUGCUGAUACAGAAACCAUAAGACUGUAACAACAACUCAGAAAAUCUUAAAUCUUAUGAACACAAAUGGAAGUUCCCUUUGACUGAAGCUGGGCCCUGUGGUUCUCCGGCUCCGGCUUUUCGGGGCUGAAGACCUUGAUGACGCAGAGACAGCCUUCACGCUGGGACCAGAGGAGCUGGGGCGGAGUGCAAAUCACUGCGUGCAGGUGAUGACCCGCACAGGUGCGCUACCCCUCCCCCACCCCCGAGGGCUGCACAGGUGCAUGGGCUCACUGCGUCCACUGCGCUCGGGAUGCAGCAGGAAGUAACACCGGCCUGGGGGGGCCUCUGGAACGCCUCACGUCUCCCCUAACCAUUGCUCCACGCCUUCCGCCUUUCCUCCACUUCAAGACAAUUCUCCAGUUUGUCCAUUCUAGAAAGUAGAGUCCUGAUGCUUUUGGAAGUCAAUGAGGGCGUCUACCGCUGAACACUGGACACCCGACGAGACCCAAAACCAUGGUGACAGUGGACCACAUCCGUCUUGGGUAUAGACCAUGCUCAAGUCCCUUCCUCGGUUGGAAAGAGGUGUGUCAUUCAUUCUCUGAAUUUCAAGAGCUGGACAUUCUGGACUUAACCACAGAAGAAAAAGCUGAAAUUUGAACCCUCCCCGUCAAGGCACUGCCUCCCAUCUAUUCUUCACUGGAAAGACUCCUUGGCCCCACCUCCUACAUUCAGGCCUUUGGAGAGUUUGGGGGCGUAGGGAACCCCCCCAUGUUGCCUGUGAAUGUGGACACAGCAGGGUUCCAAUAGCAGGAGACUUCGUUCCUCACAGGUCAUCAUAAGAUGUGCCCCUCUGUGUCGUCUGUGUCUCGUCCUGCCUGCCCUAGAUCGUCAGCCCCCACUUCCUGGGCCUCUCGCACGUCCCAGGGAAACCUCACUGCCAGCGAAGGAAGCCAGGACUAGCGACAGCGUGGGGCAGUGCUUGUUCCCGAGAGCACGGAGUGGACUGGGCAGGGCUGGCAGCGGAGACUCUCUUUGGCACCUGCACCGGCCCCUUGGCAUUCUCCUCACGUUUCCGGCCCCUGGAAGGAUUGAAGCAUCUGCCUUUGAGCUUGCUGUGAACACUCAGGGGCUGAAAAAUCGCUUUUGUGGCCUGGGGCUGGGGGAAGGGCCGAGGCUUCUCCGGGAGGCGCCCACUGCGCGGCCACGGCUGCAGGCUUGGCAUCUGAAUGAGGACGGAGCCUGACCGGGGAGAGAGAAUGAGGCUUCUGGGCUGGGGUCCUGGCCGCGGCUGUUGAGGGCUGUAACACUGGCAGAUCCCGGGCCUCCCGGACACGUGACAACGGAAUGGCACUGGAAGGCAACGGCCGGGCCCCACAGAGCCCUCCUGCUGGAGAGAGGACAGGCCCCUCUCAGCGCACCGGCCCCUCCACCUCCCCCCAAGCACAGAGCUACCUAACAGACUGGUCUCCCCUGCCACCCCCGGGAGCCUCGGGGGCCUCGGACCUGCUUGCGCCCCGCCCUGGUGUGAGGGGCUGUGGCAGCUUCAGCGGCCUGGUCAGCUGCAGCGCGGCCGCCCCUGCGGGGUUCAGGACUAAAUCCUGUGUUUGUGGUUUUGCUUCCUUUUUUUAAAGACCAACAAAUGUUUUUAUUCAAAUAGAAAAGAGCUGUGUUGGGACUGCCGGCCUUGGUUGGGAGUCGGGGAUCAGUGAGGCCACUGGGCUGGGCUGGGAGGGGAGCUGGAGUUUGGUGUGGGUUUGGCCCUGAACCGGCCUCCCAACCCUGAGGACUUUCGAGGAGAGCUGGGUGGAUUGACCACGUCAGAGGAACCCUUUGCUGUCCUAUGGCCGUUCUGCCUCCUGUCUUUCUGCCUGGAGGCCCUGGGUCUCUUCCUGGGCUGUUAGUGCAGGACGAGCUACGGAGGGGAUCUUGUGUUGAGCAGGGUAACUGAGGGAAAGCUGUUCGUGGAGGGCUUGAUGGGGAAGGGUCUUCUGGUUCGAUGUGAGGCUCCAAGGCUCCUGUUCCUGCCAAAGCAGACCCCGGAGAGUCUCCCCAACACAGACCCUGUGUGGCUUCCAUCUCACGGGCUGUGUUUCUAGAACCUUAUGGUCCCUGAUAGGCUGGGAAGAGGGCGGCAUGGGAAGGGGCUGGAAGCCGGGGGGCAGCUGGGAAUGAGAAACAGGUUAGGCUUUCAGUGCAGGACGCUAAGGCAUCCCGGCCUAAGGUGGGGGUGGGGGAGCCAUGAAGGAGACCGAAGUCAGAUUGCACAGGCCCUCGUGCUGGCCGUGGGGACGGGUCUUGCUGCCUCUCCAAAGAGUAGAGGAACGAAGGGCGGCAGAGCAAGGAGCAGUAGAGAGGGAGGCCUGGUUUUCUUCCUCCCUGGUUGUGCUCUCUGUGAGGAGCCUACAUGUGGACUUUAUGUCAAGGCGGGUAAAAAAAUAAAAAGGUUUUUGGAGGGUGAGGGAGGGAGAGAGUAGGACACUGUGGGCGCUGAAGGAGCAGCCCAGGGCCCUGGGGGCAAGCAGAGGACGGUAUUCCUCCUGUGGUGGGAAGUGCUGCUGGGACUUCCUCUCCUGUGUCCCCGUCUCCUGUCUGUGAAACGAGAGGUUCCUGCUGGUCUCUGGCCUCUUCAGAGUCUGACAUGUUUUGAUUCUCCCAGCACAGACUCACUGUGCUGUGUGGUUCUCAGUAGUGCCCUGGAAGGCCGGGGGGGGGGGCCCUCCUUGGGGCAGCUGCCCCUGGGGGCUCGUGGGCCCGCACACGCCUGGGUCCCAUGAGACACUCCUCUCCUUCUUGGCGCCUCUGUCACAGUGAGAAGUGUCUGAAGUGACUUUCGGCCCACAGGGCACACUCGGUCUUGUUCCCCAUCCCUAGCCUCUUUGCACACCCAGAAAGUGCUGGCCAAGGCCUAUUUAUCUAUUUCUUUUCAGAGUUUAAUGUGGUUAAAUGAGUCUUAAAAUGACAUCCCAUCAGCCAGUGUGGCCACCCCAGUCCACCCCGUUCUCCCCCCUCCCCGCCAAAAUUCAGUUUAAAAACACUAGAACGGCUCUCAGGGUGUGGCUGGAUGCAGAGCCCACUGUGAACUUUGCUGGAAGCUCCAGGUCACCCAGGCUGACCUGCCGGCCGUGUCAUCCUCACCUGAGCCCCUCCUGGACUGAGCGACAGUGGCCUGCAAGGAGGCCCCUUGGAGUAGGCAGGCAUGGCCAAGGGUCUUCCCUGUUCUUGACCUUGGGCGUGAACCAGAUGCUGCCCUCUCAUUAUAUCCCUGGCCCCUAAAUGGGUCUGGAGACUCACUAAGCCUUCUCUUGCUAACAGACGAGGGACUGGUGUUCCUCCACUCAGCAGAUCAUGGACAGAUCGUCCCUGGAGGGAGGCUUCCCACUGGAGCCAAGGGAAGCUUGCUCCUACUGGCUUCAGGCUGAACCUUACCAUUCUUCUCUAGCAAUGCUUACUUUGUGGAAUAUACUAGUGCAAAUAUUUUUGGUGCUAAAUACUAUGAAAUCAACACCAACGAGAGAGCUGACAGCCAGCUUCUGGGGUUGCAUGGGACUCCACUCAAAAGCAGAAGGGAGUCGGUCAUGCCAGGACAUGCCUGGGAGCUUGGGUGGGAACGUGCAGUGGUGUGGAAGACUGUUGGGCUUUGCCUUUGGUUACCCAGGUGACCUUGGCCAGGUCCCCUAAUCUCUCAGAGUAUCAGAUUUCUCAUCUGAGACAUUUAAGAGGUUAGAAUAGAUAUCCUUAGGGUCCCUCUCAGUUAAAAAAAGAAAGAAGAAAGUCUGUUCUAGUCCCACCUGUUUUGUUUUGUUUUGUUUUGUUUACUUGCUUAUUAGAAAUAAGAGAGAAAAUGAAAGGCAGGUCAAGAAAGGGCAGAGGGAAAGUUACCGAGGGCAAGAAAUUGAUUAUAGAAGGCAAGCAGGGAAGACUCAGUGACCGUUAGGUUGGAGGGAUGUUGGAGGGGGAGCCAUGAGACCAGCUCUCCAGCUGCGGCCCGAUCCCCACAGGCUCUCCUGCUCAGCUUGCUAGCUUCUCCAUUCCACACCGACAUGCUCUAAGCUGGCAGCAAUGAUCCCAAGACAGGGAGACAGGCCUGCCCCCCUCUUGUGCAGGCCACUGGCAGUCUGAUCUCAAAAACUGACCAAUGUGUAUCCUCACAUGCUAUUUCAAGGGGGGUAGGAAGUUGGAAAGAGGGCAGCAUUUUAAGUUGUGGACUCUUCACCGAAGUCCGUUUCCCUUCAGGAAUGCCGAAUGGCAUCCUUGCUCCUCUUCGCCAAACCAAACAGCAGCAGUAUCCUCUCACUGGAAGUAUGGUUAUCGCAGAAGGCAGUCUUGGGCUUUGGGAUGUCCCCUGUGUUUUGCCUAUAGUCUGGAGCAAAGAAACAUCUAUAGUUCUUGGUUGAAUGAGCCCCUGUACCCAUGGUCUAGAGGACUGCCCUCUCAUGCCCCUGGGAUGGCUAUUGUCAGGUCUGGCAGAGCCAACCAGCUAGAAUACUCGAUGGCAUUUGCCUUAGCACAGGAAAUGGCACCUGCAGCCCAGGGCUUGGUGCUGUGGCCACAUUGUUUUUAGUCACUGGUGCGCCAGACUUUUCUUUGAUACCAAAUAAAAUGUUUUGGCCAACACUUACUAGGUUUUAAAGGGAAAUCCCAAGUGUUUGUAUCAUUUUUAGAUAUCAAUAUAGACUCCAGAAAAUGCUUUGGGAUUGCUGAACAGUGCUGGUGACAUCAUCCGAGGGGAAAUGUAGGCCCCCAUAUAUUGUAUGCUUGUAUCUAUAUCUUUAAUUGGACUGGCUUCAGUGAAAGUCUGCUUGGAGUCAGCAGAUGGAUUCCUCGAUGCUUGGUCUCUUUGAGCCUUACAUUCCUUGGGGAUGAGCUAUUCAGAGAUGGCCUAGCCUAAGAGAGCCCGUCAGAGGGAUGCUGUUGGGAAAUCUGUCAUCUUGUAAAAUUUGAUCACUGGGUGCUCCCUGAAUUGAAUUAUGCUGGUGACAACAUUCUGGGUAUCUGAAAAUCUCUCCUCCUGACAGUCUGAUAGAUGACCAUGCAGGAAUGGUUUCUAACACAUCCUGUUUGGGGGUCAGCAUUGAAUUCACCUGGACUGCAGGUACCACCACCCCCUAGGAUGGAUGGGACAGAGAGAAUGUGAGAUGUUGAUAAUACUCUUUUGGAAAGGUGACUGUGGUGGAUGUGGUGAACACUUGUGUCACUAGUUUGGGUGUUAGGCCUUCUGCUGUGAGCAUAGGCCAUUCCACCCUGAGGAUCUGAAUCUUGGGUUUUUAUAGAGUCUCUGUUUCCUUGGUGUAAUCUCCUCAAGCAUAGUUUCCUUGACUGCCCUCCAAAACUCUAUACUUUGCAACAAGAGAUGUCUCUGGCCCAAGUCUUGGCAUGCCAACAUAGACACUUUCCAAUUUCACAAGGAGAUCCGUGGAGAUUGAGGGCCCCCUCAAAAUACUUGGAAUUCUUGAUCAGAGUAAUAAAAUUCAGGUUCCCCUUCUUCUUUAGCUAACUAAGUUUCAAAUUUAAAAUAAGGUCCGGUUUGAUAUUUGCAGUAGGGAUGAUGUCUUAACCCAGUGUGUUGAGCUAUUUCCCAUCAUACAGAGGCAGGACAGUAAGCUCUAUUAAUUUUUUCUAAUUACCAAGGGAUGCAGUUUCCCAAAAGCCCAACGAGAAAUGCCGGUACUCAAGUCUAGGUCUGGUAGUUAUUCCUUCAUUUAAGAAGAGUGUAUACUCAAAUGAAUAGCUCCCUUCAAUGUUGUAAUUCUUUCUCAGAGAACUCUCCAUGCUCUAUCUCCACUUAACAGCUAUGUGACAUUCAGCCGAUGCCUCUGAGCCCACCUCUGGAGUGAAUAAAUAAACCUGGUCCAGGUGAUUUGAUUUCUGCUUUCUGCAGAAGAGAAGUAAAUCUCAGUCAAGAAGACUUUCAUUUUUAUGCUUUUUACGUUUUCUUUCUUUUUUUCCCUUUUGGCUCUAUCUCUCGCUUCCAUGGGACUGACAAUCCAGCUUCUCAAACUCCAUGAAAGUCUUAAUGUGAGGUGAAUUCCAGGACCACAAACAGUUAGGACUUCAAACAGUGAGAAAAUUGGCGCUGAAUGAUUCGGCACACAAAGCAGAAAACCUUCAUUUCCUGCAGGCAGGAUGGAAUUGACUGUUAUAUUAAGACUUGUGAAGGAGCCCUGCCCCGGAGUAAUUUUGGUGCUGUCAGACAACGUUGACAUCUAGAUUAACCUCUGUGCAGUGAAGUUUACUGCAAAGCUCAUUGAGAUGCAGGUGGUAUAUCUCCGCAAAUCCCAUCUGGAACUCCCGGUGCCCCACCCUCAGCAAACCCCCAUCCCUUCCCCACCCACUGCUUACUCCAUCCAUGACCUCUUAGCCUCCAGGAGCCGAGAAGCCAGGACUGGGAUCUGACCCCAGGAGAGGGAGUUUCGACCUUUCUGUAACCACAGUGCUGAGCCAGGCUUUCUGCUCAGUGGAAGUGACAGUGGUUGUCACUGUCUUGGUUUUCCCUGCAGGGACUGCACAUCAAGGCAUGAAAGCCACUCUGCUGAUGACAAACAGCUUUGCAGCAUAUCUCGAUGCUGCACAAAGUGAAAUGGUUUAGAAAGAAUUAGUGCGUCCUGCAUCACGAGCCCUGCUCUGCCCCCCGUCCCUCCUCCAGUCCAGCAAGUCUAGGAGUGGGUGCAACAGAUCAGGACUGCAGCCAGGUGGCCGGGGGGUGGUGGUGGUGGUGGUGGGUUCGGAUGGACAAAGGGCUUGCCCUGGGUCUGUCCAGGUGUUUCCCAUGUUCCUUAUGAGAGAGGCAGUCCCAGCUCCUCCGCCUCCUGGUUGGGACAGAGUGUGUACAUGUCGUCUAAGCCCCGGCUUGGCAGCUCUCUCCUUAUGGGGUGGUGGGCUCCGGCAUGACCCAAACCCUUCAGCCAGCGGAAACCUCAAAGCUGAAAUUACAAGUUCUCUGCAAUUGAAGGCUAUUAAUUACAUCAAAAGUCUUAAGAAAAGGCCAUUCGCUUAAAUUCAGACUCCUCCACCUUCAGACUCCUUAGAGCGGCUCCAUAUCAUCACAGGUGUCUUGGGAAACUUACCUGGGGAUUUGAGAAUACUGCCAAGUCCAGAGACCAUAUUCCUCUGGGCUUUUGCUGAUUCCGAUUCUCUCUGAAAUUGUUUUUCCUACUUUGCCUCUUGCCUUGAAUAUGAGUAAGCAUCUCCUUGUAUGUUCUUAGGUAUUUCUUUAGGAGAAAUGAAAGCUUCCAGCUCAAGGACGUUGUGGUUAUUGACUGGGAAAAUAGAUUUCUGGGCCAAGUAAUGUCCCAAUCAUAUAGAGGCAAAGCUGAUGACUUUAUUUAAAAGCAAUUAUAAGUGUUGUGUUUUGUUCUAAUGCUCGAGCUCACAUAGCACAAACUACAUUCAUCCUUCAUGUUCAUUACUUACGAUACUUGUAUACACACGCACAUAAGCACCCCCCCCCAUAAAUGCAUCUAUACUCCUCUUGCUCCAAUACGAUCCAACAAGCCAAUGUGGACUCUGUGUUUCUUCCACUGAGCCCUGUACAUCUGCGCGUGCAAAUACGUGUGCUCCUGGCAUGUGGCUUCUUAAACUUAUCUAUAGCUCAUCUCUCUUUUUUUUUUUUAAAUAUCACUCAGCCUUUGACUUUCUCCACUAUGAAUCAGUUACGGAGUAGUUAGUGUUUUUUCAAAAUAGACUAAAUCUAAGUUUUCAGAACCUUCAUAUUUAAAGGCUGGACUAGCUUUCUCAGAGAAACAAAACCAAACCAAACCUUGGUGCGAAGCUUAUUCAAUUAAUUUUGGGGGAUGGGGUGGGGAAGCACUGAAUUUUGGCUUGAAGAAUACAUGCUAGGUGCAGAUACCAAUGUGAACGAGUUCCAGCAGAUUCCCGAAGCUAGCGUGGAGCUGAAGCAAUUAGGUAGAAAGCUCAAACAUUCAGAUUGAAUCAGAACUUGAUGGGAAAGAAUCCGAUUUUCCCUGGGAAGGUUAGAUGUCCCGCAGGACAUGGAAGGCAUCCCAGGUCGGAAAGGAGCAGGCUGGCCUGGGUGUCACUUGGUGGGUGCCUGUGCACCAGUCACCUUGAUGAUCCGGCCCAAGGUGGAAGUGUCCUUAGUAUAAGGGGGCAGCUGGCCGCUGGUUGCAGACCAGCCCCUUCUCUGGUUCCAAUGACGGGGCAAGCUGAUCUACUUCACCCGCUGCCCUGAUCAGCUGUCAUUAAAUCAUACCUUCUCAAGCCUCCUCUAGAACAAAUGUGCACACCUCCCAUCCCACAGAGUCACCCCCCUUUCCACUUUGCGGUCAGUUUACCUCUUGCACCUGCCGUGGAAAGCCGUCCAAGCUCUGAACUCCUCUGGUCCUUCCUCUGUCUUGAACUGACUCCACCCCUUAAAGGCCGGCUUUUAUCUCUGAAAAGUCCGGGAAGCCCUCUGGGCCCAUGUCCCUCUUCCCUAGCCUGAGCAUCAGUCCCACUUGUGAUGGAGCCUAGGCUUCUGGAGAAGAAAACAGUGUGCUCUCGCAGCCAUCCGUCAGUCUCUUUCCAGCUCCACAGGACCAAGUGAUUAGCUCCUCAUUAGCUCCUCAUCAGUUUGCUGUUGCACAAGAGGCUUUGGGACAAGCCUAUUACAAUGCCGAAGUCUGUCUUUUGAAGUCAUCCCUUCCUUCCGGCUGGGGUGGGAAAGGAGAGCUUGCUACAAAUAGCUUUUCCUUCAAAUUUCUGUGGCUCUUUUUUUUUCUUUCUUUCUUUUUUUUUCCCUCCUGGCUGUUAAAUAUACUGAUAAAUGGUAAACCAUGGUUUUCAUUUUUGUUUUCCAGGCCCCGACCAGUGUGAGUUCUCUGUCCUACCAAAGAGGAGUGCAUGUCAGCACAGUGUUUAUUUAUUUAGUGGAGUGGCUGUAAUAUUGACACAAAGAUUUGCAGCAUCUAAAUCUUGAGGGGGAUAAGAGGCUUUUUCUUUCACAUGAGAUCUUUACUGUGAGAGCACAAGAAAAGUUUAUACCGUAAGAACAGAAAUGAACCUGAGAACAUGCGCCCUUCUUUAGGGAACAAUUAGAUAGAAGAGCUCACCGGAGAGAUCACCGGGACGCUGGCCCUCUAGUCCACAGCUCAUUAUGUUUCAAUAGAUGCUUCAACUCUGUCCUAGACAUGGCUCUGAAGACACAAUAAUGAACUAUGACUGACUAUCCACAUUUACUAUUACAAACAAAUUCAUCAUGUCUAACCCAACCCCUAUUUUUAAAAAAUAUCAUUUUUUCCCCCAUAACUCUGGGGAUGGUUCAAUAUUGUUGUUUUCUUUUCUGGGCCCCUCUUAAUAUUGCCAAUGCAAUUUCUAAUUUUUUUCCACUUUCAUUUCUUUAGGAAAGACAUGGGGUCUAUUUUAAAUACCGUCUAUGAUAAGAUGGCAGGUGAGGUGGACGGAGAUGAUGGGCCCAGGAGACAGUGGACCUCUGAGCUCUACUUCCUGCUGAAAUGCAUGAUCCCUUCCGUGCCUCAGUUUCUUAAUCAACAAAAAAAGGCUGCUAACAACCCCCUUCCUGUCACAGAGGGUUCUAAUGAGCACCCAAUGAGGUCACAGCUGUCAGAGUCCUCUGUGAGGGCCACAGGACCCCUGGAAUAGGUAAAGCCCGCUCUCUGGCCCUGAGUGUUGCAAAUAGGUUUGGUGGUGCUGAGCUGUGAACGGCUCUGGAAUGUGUCUUGUUUUGAGGUGCACAAGCAGCUUUUCCUUCGAAUUUCUUAAAUCCCUCCUGCAGUCUCAUUUCUAGAUCAUAGCCCUGGCGUGUUCCUCUUUGAAUGACCAUUGAGCAUCGAGAGAUGGGGAAGACCUUUACAAAAAUACAAGCAGAAAGAGGAUGCUUUACCCAUUUGGCUUUGUCACGGAAGAGGGGUCGUUGGUAGGUUUUGUUUUCAGGCCUGGAACCGUGAACAUUUUAUAGCAAAAUGGCAUCUCCCGCUGCAUUUAACUCCGUAUCAUCCAUUGUUGAUUUUGUGAGAUUCUGUAGAUUUAAAUGUAACGUUUUUUAACUGAAGACUAUAUGAAGCUUCUUUUAUAAGUUGGGUGGGAAAACUAAUCUUGCAGGAAGCACGCGAAGUGAUAACGAUCCUGAAGCAUUAUUCCGUUCAUUCUGGGGCCAGCGUUUUGUACCUGGGGAAAUAACCUUAAGAUGGAAUGAGCUGCUUGAGUGAAGACCAAAUGCUAAACCACACUUCUGAUAGCCUUGAGCACCAACAAAUAGGUGUGAGUGGGAUUUCCACUGAGAAAUGCAUCUGAUUGAAAAUGAGCCUCCUCCCUCCCAACAAUAAAUCCCGAGGCCAGAUUGCCAAGGUUACAGCAGUGAAGUCAUUUACAGCCCCUAAAAAAUCCCAGGUGUUUGUAACAUCAGCCACUAUAUUAAGUACCUUGCAAUGGUGACUACUUGGCAAGUUAAAUCUUUAGAGUGUGAUUUCCUCUCCAAGCCACAACCAGGUGUGAUGUAACCUACUAAGAGCUAUGCACGAUUUAGGGGAAAAAAAUGCUUUGCUCACUCCAGAGAGGAAUCAGAAUAGAGCCAAGUACCUGAAAUCCUAACAAAUCCACAAAUACUUUGCUCAAGUCCAGGCUUCUCUUUUCUCUUUUUACCCUGGGCUCAAUUUUUGUUUGUUUUAUAUAGAAAAGCCACAUCUCCAUGCUGGAACUCUGUCCGGAUGAUUUCCCCCCUGUAGCUGUCCAGCAGACAGAGAGCAUUUCAGCUUUCUUUGAAAUGAGAGCCCAAAUUGGGUUAUGACUAGGAUUUUAAAUUACGGUGUGAAAUUGGAGAAGGCAAGUUGGUUCAGGGGCAGUGUUCCAUAAUUCAUUCUGAUAAUCCCGAGGAGAUGACCUCCUUCACAGUACUGUGAGGGUCUGCCUUGAACAAGCCAUUUCAGUGUGUAACUUCCUAGUGACAAGGCUGAUUACCUAAGGAUUUCAGAGGUAUUGUUUGAGAAAUAACUCACUGGAUAUGGAAAAUUUGAUCUAAUAUGUUAACAGAACAAGAAGAACUGAUUUCAAUUUUUUUUCUACUUUCCUUUCUCUGAGAAUUUAGCCUUUCUUGGGGGCCAUUGGGAUAUUUCCUUUUCAAGGCUAGAAAAGAUUGAUUAUAGUUCAUGUCUGAAAGCAAAGGUUCCCUCAAGCCCGGUGGAGUUGGAAGCAACCAAAAAUGACUCAUGUUAAUUUUCUUUGGCCCCACAGAAUCAAAGAUCCUUCUUGUUUAUGUGUGUGGGCCAUAGCGGGUGAGCUCAAGGGCAUUGUCAAAAAACAAUGAAAAGAAAGCAAGUUGGAACAAGAAAACUCUCACUUUGAAUGUGAGAGAAAAUAGCAGUCCUGCUUUCUCUGGCAAAAAUUUGUGUACUGUUAAGGGAAGAAUCAUGUUCUUUCUCAAGUAGGUCUUACUUCCUGAGAUUGUGUGUGUGUGUGUGUGUGUGUGUGUGUUGGCUGAAAGGGGGUGGGGCCAGUUAAGAAGUAGUUAUGAUUAUGAGUUUAGACCUUCUCUUGAGCAUAGUAAAAGCUCUGCUCAGUUUCUCAGAAUGUGACACUAAAAUUAGGGGUGGAGAGGAAUUCAGGGACCCAUGUUCCAGUAUGUGGUAAAGUUUUACCCAAAUAUUUCCUUCAGGAACUUUUAAUCACAGCAAGCCAAAUCAAUCCCAUGUCUAUAAUUAGUAUCAGGAAAAAGAAGUCAGUAGGCAAUUUCUGCAGCCCCUCAUGCUGCAUCCAUUUGUAGGCUUCUUUUCCAAGAGCUGGGGGUCCUUGAAUCACAUGAGGGAAUAUGCUAGUAGGGACUGAAUGGGAAGGUAAUUUGGAUGAGCUUCUCCACCAGUAUUAUGGCAAUGCAUUAACUCUGUCCUGCAGGAAAACAAUGGUCACUUCAGGGCUACUUUCAUUUAAAAUGGCAUAAAAAGAGACACUGGAAACAUGUUUGGGGAUCUGCCACUUAAAUUCAGCCUCUGCUGAAAGAGUUUUCACUUUGAUGAAGGCACAGUUUCUGGCCGGCCAGUGAUUCCUGGGUACCUGUUUUCAGCACCAGGGACAGCAAACACUUCCUUCAACAGAACCCACGCCUUCUCUCCUGAUUGGCCUUCAGUCAAGGAAGGGUAGGUUUUCCCUUUACUUCUUAUCCAUUGGGGCCUCAACCUGCAAGACUUUAUUCUUAAGUUCCAGUGCUUACAUCUUUUAUUUAGUUUUGAGCCUAGUGGCGUAGCUGUUUCUGUCACAUUCUUGACUUGCUAACAAAUGAUGGGGGUUGGACUAACACAGCCAGGUCUCCUGGCUCAGAGGAGUGGAAAGAAAGACACUUAGAUGUGAAUGGAGGGCACACUUUGGCAGAGGAAGCCCCUGCAGAAAAUCUUCAUAUGGCGCCACUGACUUGUAAACUCCCACAUGGGGAACUUAUUAUUGGCAAUUCCUUCCUUUUAAAAAAUGUCUGUGCAGUUCCCAUGCUGUACGAGUCUACGUUUCAUUCUGUGUGUAUUGUAGGCAAUAUUUCACAGGUGUUGAACAGAAGCUAUGAGCUUUGGGGACAGAAAAGGGGGCAGGGAUGCUGUUGGUAGGCAUUUUGGAGACUCAGGGUGGGGCAUGCUUUGAAUGCCAGCAGCCGCCCUUCAAUCCUGAGUCCUGUUCAGGAGCUAACUUUGCCUUUAACACUGCAAAUGGCUCCUUAAAGCCUUCAUCAAGCCAGACUGAAGGGGUGCCCUGGGAAAAUGAGCAUAACAGAAGCAAAUGUUUUCACUUUGUCUUGUGAUUGGCCAGCUGUCAUUUAGCACAAUAGUGCAUAGAUGCUGUCUUAGAGGUAGCAUUGUCUUCUCUUAACUAAUCAGCUGUGUCCUCCUCGCUUUUGUCAGGAUGGCCCCAGGGCUGGGAAAGCAAGACAGUCACUGCAGAUUUCAUCUUAAAUACUAUCUUCUAUUUCACAGAUGUUAAAUAAAUUCCACUUCAAUUGCCUCUGGACCAUCUAAGGCUCUGAACACUCCCCCAUAUCCUCUCUUCUACUUUCCUCCCAUCUUCAGCGUUGCUUAUCAUUAUUCAUAACACUUAGUGGUCUAUGACCAUAAGAUAUUCUUCUUAGGGUAAAUCAAGUUGUAGCAGCAGACUAGAGCCAGAUAUCACAGGAACAAGUUCAAUGAAACUGUGAUUUUUAACCUUGCAGUGGGUCUGAGGAGAGGCCAUCGUUCCCCUCCGUGACUUGUCCUCUUGAGGGUGUCCCAUUUCAGUACUCACACUUGCCAUGCAAAAAAGGCAUGAGUUCCUCCAGAUUAUUUGUGUGACAAUUAGGGAAGAGCAGGGUCAAACAUUGUCUGUUCGAGUCCUUUAGGAUGGAGGAACUUUGUUUUAUAUUGAAAUCAAGGAACAAUCUUUGUUUAGAAAGAAUGUGUAAAUGAAAGACCAACAGCUAUUGGAAAGCUUGAUAAGAGAAAUUUUCUUUCCUCAGAACAGAGAGGAAAGAAUUGCAGAUUGACUGGUGGGAAACAGAUGAAUGGCUGGCCAGGGAGAAACGUGGUCUGAGCCUGGAGAUACAGAAGCAGACAACUGUAGAUGUAGAGGUGAUGCCAAUGAAAGCCUCAGGAGGGAACAGACCAGAGAAUAAAAUCGUAUGGAGGUUCUCAGUACUUUUGCUGGAAAAUUCCUACAACAUUCAAGGGCACUUCUAGCCCUCUGCCUACUUAGAGGUGAGCUCAGUGCCACUUCUGGGUUCUUAAGGCAAAUGCCCUUACAAACACCAAAGUCUUGUAUUUUCCACUGUCAGUCAACACUGGCUGUCUUGAGUGGGAUUAUUUCCCCCUUCCCUAUGUGAAAGGGACUUGUUUUCAGGAGAAGUGUCCUUUAAAUAUCCAGCUAAAACUGGAGGUAAUUUUUUGCAUGAAUGGCUUUUUACAGCUAGGUCUAAAGCAGAACAAAACUUGUAUUAAACUAAGUGCUACUUUACAUAUCUUAUUUCAAGGGAAAUGAAGGAUUUAUUGCCGUGUAAAUGAUGUACACUGAUUUGUUUCCUACUGGACAUUACAUGUCCCUUUAUCUUUAGGCUGAUGUUGUGCAGCGAACUUUCAAUAUCUGGAAAAUCAGCUGGUACCAACUUCAGUGGACUAGCAGGAUGUUAUAUUCUCAGAGAAGAAUUUUGCAAAUGAAGUUUAGGUGCUGCUAUAGCUGAUUUUCACCCCUAUCCCUAAGCUUUCUGUACUAAAUAUAUGUAAAGUGAUUAUAUCUUGUCUGAUCCCAUGUGUUUGUGCGUGUUUCCCAAUGUUUAUAUAAAUAUAUUGACCAUCGGAACCAUCACUUGGAUAAUGGCAACUGCUGAACAGUGGUGUACAUGGCAUGUGGACAUGUGGUACGUGCACACACUUGUUCUGAGGCCAAGCUAAUCUUGUAGAGCAUAAGGGGCAAAACGUGGCAUGGCUUGGAAAAUGUUCGACAGUGGCUAUAGUACGUCCAAGCCACCAUUCAUGGUAGAGACCUUGACAGCAGCAGAGCUGAGGUGUGCUCCACUGGAUUUUACAUCCUUUAUUUUAAUCUCAAAGGAUUGUUCCUCAGUUCUAUUUAAUGACUUAGAGAUAUUCCGUCAUGAUUCUUGUUUAUUUUUUCCCCAGGCCACUGGAAAGUGCUGAUCAUGUUGUUUCCCAUCAUCUGGAUCCCAAAGUUGUUAACUUAAAUGGGUGACUGAGGUUUUAGUAAUCUGGGUUUUACUAAUAGUAACCCCUUCCUUGAGGUACUAUUUUUUCCAUUCUUUUCCUUUAUGACAAGUAAAUCCAUUGGCUAUGCUACGUUUAUUUGCAUCCUAGCAAGUCUUAGAGAAUCAAUUUAGUUAAAAUGAUUGUAUUUGCCUUCGGAGAAGAGGCUCAUGGUCUAAAUAUAAUUCUUAUGUAAAGGUGUGUUUUAUGCAAAAAAAUAUGGAUUCUAACUUGGUAAGAUGGCCCCAGGGUAGGGGGGAUGUGUUCUCAGUUGAUAUUAAGGGAUGUGUCGAAAAGGCAAGUGCCCUCCCUUUCUCUAUUUCCCACCCCACCCUACUUUCCUCCCCAACCUCAAAAGAAAACAGAAAAUUAUUUUUUUAAAUUGUAUUAAUAAUUUAUGUUUAAUACAAAAGGAUGAUUUAAUGGUAUCACCAAAGGUCAUUUCUCCCAUUGUGCAUGUCCUUCACUCAGCCCCGUACCCAUCACCCCAUUCUUCACCCUCAUGCUUCCAUCCUAAGGCAAACGUGUCUUCAUUGGAAUCUAUCAGUGUUGAAGUUAAAUGUGGGGGCGGAGAUUUAACACCAUGACAUUAAUGAAAACCAACCAUUCUUCACUUUCAAAUGGCUAAUUGCUACAAGAAGGCAAACUCUUUUCUUGGUUUUUGCUUAAAAACAUUUUAUACAUAUAUAUGUAUAUAUGUGUGUGUAUGUAUGGACAUAUGUAUGUAUAUGCACAUGUACAUGUAUAUAUGUAUAUAUCCAUCUCCAAUAUAAAUAUAUCAUAUGUGAUAGUUGUAAAUACUUCUUGGUCAUACAUCUGUCUCCCUCAUGGUAUCAUAUCUUCAAUGUUAUGUUAACGACUCCAUUUAUUGAUUGAUGAAAUCGUGUGUAGACCUGUAUCCUCCUGACAUAGUUUAUGUAGGGUCUCUUCUCAAAUAAAGUAUAAAA